This is a messenger RNA of Bicyclus anynana (squinting bush brown), 1837 nucleotides long. Its product is annotated as TP53-regulated inhibitor of apoptosis 1. NCBI's taxonomy places the organism in Eukaryota, Metazoa, Arthropoda, Insecta, Lepidoptera, Nymphalidae. The coding region runs from base 131 to 379 and encodes 82 amino acids. The transcript is spliced from 2 exons. The record is from RefSeq and is a predicted model, not a curated record.
AACCUCAAAUAUUAACGUCAAAUCAAAAUGUCAAAAUCAAAAUUGCCGAAACUGCCGAAAGCCAUUUGUUGAAAUAAUUGAUUUCUUAUCUAAUUUUAAGGAUAAUAUAUUAUAUAAUCAAAAAAUAGCAAUGAACAGUAUCGGAGAAGAAUGUACUGAAUUAAAGAAAAAAUAUGAUGAUUGUUUUAAUUCAUGGUUCUCGGAGCGUUUCCUGAAGGGCGAUCAUGAUGACUCUGUGUGCGCUGGAAUUUUCAAAAUUUACCAAGAAUGUGUAAAGAAGGCUAUGAAGCAACAAAAUAUAGAUUUCAAGGAAAUAGAUAAGGAUGUCUUGGGUACCGAAAGCGAAUUCAAGGUACCACCUUCGGAAGCCCAUAGUUGACACAAGGAAUCAUGCAGCCUGCUUUGUGCUUUUAGUCCAAUAACUAUGUGGAAUGUAUUUAAUGUUAGCAUUACGGGUUCAGAUAAGAAAUAAUAUUGAACAAAUCACACGAUAAUAGUUACCAAUGAAAUAUUAAUAGAAUGUAAAUAAAUAACCCUUUGCCAUAUUGUAGUCUCUGAUGUAUAAGUGUUUUGAUUCCAUGGAAAAAACUAGCGGACGCCUACUUUGUCUGCACUUAGAUCUCCUUAAUCAGGCCUUGAUGUAAAAUCUAUUAACAGAUGUCUACUUACUAUAAAGUACCUUGCCAAAGGGGAAUGCCCACCGUCCCAUACAAUGUUGACCCAAGGAACCCAGAUAUAAAAGUAUAUGGAGAUGAUAAUAUGAUGUAAAAAUAAGGAUCUGGUUAAAUAAUUGGCUUAAUCGAAGUUUGUUUCUUGAAGAAAAAAUAGUUUUUUCCAUCACUCUUCUAGGGCAAAAUGUGUACCAAAGUGGCGAAGUAACAUUUGAAGCUGUAUUAUUUUUCCUGUUACCAACAAGCUUAACAAAUAAGAAAACAAACAAACAAACUAAUCGUAAGACUUUAAAAAGUAUUGUAAAACUACUACUUUUACAAUCUUAGCUUGUCCCUGUUGUGGACAAAUUAAAGAUGAUUCAAAAAAUGUUGUAAAACGUUGUAGCAAACAUUUUUUGAAUUCAUUAUUAAAGUAAUGAUUUCAUUAUUAAAGAUGGAAUAUCAAGAUUUUUUUAGAUAAAGUAAAUUGCUGGGUGGUUAGGUAAGCCUAGGCUGGGCAAGGGCAUUCCCUUUUCAUAGUUCUACAUCAUUCAGUUUUUUAAACCUUACACAUUUAUAUAUUUAGAUGAAGUAUUUACAUACUUUCUUUUAGUGUGUUUAAUUACUUUCUAUCUAGCUAUUUUUCUAACAAAAGUUAUGUUGUGUGCUAGUCUCACCCUAAUCAUGUAAGAAAUGUAAACUUAUUAGUAUUUAUAAUUUGUGCUAAUUUUUGGUUUAUAUAAAUAUAAAACAAACCAUGCCUCCAAGCAUCUUUAUCAUGAAAAAUGUGGCAGCCUAUCAAGAAAGACAUCUGCUUUAUAAUAUUUUAUGAGUAUUUGUAUUUACAAACAUUACAAUAUAAAAAUCCUUCAUAAAUACAAAGUAACUUUUGAAUUAUUGACCAUUUUUGUUUGGCGUUACUAUACUACUAUUAUAUUAUGUUGGGUUAGUCUUGUCACUACAAAAGUAAAACUUUUGCAUUUUUACCACUCGGCAUUUAUUUGUGAAUAUUUUCUCAUUGAUGGAUUGCUUUUCAUAAUUUUUAUAUUAUUGUAGAUUUUAUCCAGAUAACUAUAAUGUAAAUAGCAAGCAGUUUGUUAGAAAGUUGGUGGCUAUUUAAAUGGAUUGUAAUGUGUAGCCUAUAUAAAGUUAUCUAUGUAAAUAUCAAUAAAUAAAAAAACAAUAUU